AACUAAUGAUUUUCGAUUCAAGCGACAUGUGACUACUGGAUCAUGGAUGUGGUAAUAUUCAUGAGUUCUUUCUUCACUCCUUGCAUGAUUGUAAUGAGGCCAAGAAGCAACAAAAGCAUUGAGUCAGGAAAAAAAAAACAUUAAGGAUCCUAAUACAAUUCUACACUGCAAGGGAAAUGAAAUCGCGAACAGAAAAGCACGAUGGUAACGCGACUUCACCGAAACGCGGAAGCAUGAGGGUGUUUAUCGCCGCAGUGGUGAUUGUGUGCAGCAUUUACUGCUGCAGUGGAGAAAGAGUGAUAGAAGGAGGAAGUGAUUCAGUGGUUUGGGUUGUUCAGCUUUCCGAUCUUCAUUUCAGCGUUCACAAUCCAAACAGAGCACUCGACUUCAACAACCUUGUGGGACCCGCACUUUCCAUCAUCAACCCCUCCCUCGUCCUCAUCACCGGCGACCUCACUGAUGGUAAAAGCAAGGAUUUGCUAACGAUGAAGCAGAAUGAGGAUGAGUGGGUGGAAUACAAGAAUGUGAUGGAUGGAGUUAUUGAGAGAAGUGGACUUCACAAAAGAUUGUUCUUUGACCUCAGAGGAAACCAUGAUAGUUUUGGUGUCCCAGUUAUUGGUGGUUCCUUUGAUUUCUUUUCUAAAUACAGCAUUAAUGGGCAAAUGGGCAGAAAUGGGAGCGUCAAUAGUGUCACCCUUGAGACUAAGGAGCGGAAACAUCUCUUUGUUGGGAUUGAUAGCACAAUGUCAACCGGCUUACGAGGUCCAACUAAUCUUUUUGGGCAUCCCACUGAUCAAUUACUAAGGGAUUUGGACUUGGAACUCUCACACUGGGAUUCUCAGUCGGAAAAACCAGUCACCAAAAUAUCCUUUGGGCAUUUUCCACUCUCAUUUUCUGCACCCUCUAGUUCUGGAAGAACCUUGAAAGAUGUUUUCCUAAAGCACUCUGUAUCAGCCUACCUGUGUGGGCAUCUCCAUUCUAGGUUUGGCAAGAACUUAAAGCGGCACCAUCAGUUGAGUAACCGUUUUUUAUCCUUGCAGAGUUUUUUUCAGUUUAACAUACAUCAAAAUUCUAUUGAAAGCACCGUAAAUUGUUCAUCGGGAGCCCCUACACAAGAGUUUUGGGAGUGGGAGAUGGGUGAUUGGAGAAAGAAUAGAGCCUUUCGAAUUUUAGCCAUUGAUAGAGGUUAUGUUUCAUAUAUUGACCUUGAUCUCAAAUCUAGCGCCAAACAUGCAAUUGUAUUGCCCACUUUUCCUUUAGACUCUCGCUUCAUGCAGACAUCUUCAUGCCGUCAUAACUAUGAAUGUAAAUCUGUGCCCUCUUCAUCUUAUGAGACAAUUCGAGCUCUGGUAUUUUCUGUUUCUCCAGUUGAGUCUGUUGUGGCUAGGGUCUAUGAUUCACAAUCUGGAAAUCUUGAUUUAGUUGUAGAAGCCCAUAUGACCAAGCAUACUGAUGAAAGUUCUAGGGGAAAUCUCUAUGUUGCUCGAUGGAAUUACAAAGCCUUUGAGGAUACUUCUCCUGAUAGAUUUUGGCUUCAAAUUGAAGUGACUGACAACAUGGGCAGAUCAACUUUAACUGAAUUAAGGCCAUUUUCUAUUAAUAGUCGUAGCUUCAUGCUUUCUUGGACCUGGAAGGAGUUUUUGGUCAUGGGAUGCCAGUGGGCCUCCUUAUACUAUCCAUUAUUAUUUUCUUCUUUGUUCUUUUUGUUCACCUUUCUUGCUCUUCCAAAAGCUCUCCUUGUUUUUCAAAAGAAUACAUAUACAUACAAGAACUUUAUCGCCAAUAAAGGCAUAGUAAAUGGUGUAUUAUGGAUCCUCCAGGAUCUCUGCAGGGUUCGUACAUUAUGGUUUGGUUGGUUAGGAUACUUAUUUUAUCUUGUAUUGUUCCCCUGGUUUAUGGGACAAGUUUUUACUGAAGGGAAGAGUAUGGUGUACAUGACCUAUAUGGGUUGGGCUGUAGAGACUUCUAAUGGAAAGGGGAAGCAUGAGUUUGUUGGAUCCCCAGAUAUAAUGGUGUUGGUUCUUCCCCAUAUAUUAUUUGUGGUUUUGCCUGCAAUUUUUGUCACUGCUGCUCUGACUUCCGAAAGAGUGAUUUACCGGGAACGUGUGUUAGCAUUUUCAGGGAAGAAAAGAGAUGAUAUUGGUUCAAACUCCAGAAGACCUUUAUUAAAUGGAAACCACAGAAGCACAAUAUCUAAUUCCCACCUUGGCAAGCGAAGGAUUCGGAUGCUUCUGUGUGUGGCAUGCUUGGCAAUAUGUUGGAAGCAUUUUAUGAACUGCAGAACUCUUGUAAAAGCUUAUGAUAUGAACCCAGUACUCCAUUUCCUAGGUUAUGGUCUAUCAAUCCCCUUGUUAUUGGCAUAUGCUGUUGGCAAAACCAGAAGUGCUCGAUGAAACUUGUUUGAAGGGUUCACAUGUACUCUCGUCUGGGGCCAAUCUACCAGCACGGAUGCUACUACAGAGCUCACACUUGUGAUUGUGAUCAGUUCUAAAACUGAUUGAAACUAGCCGUGGUCAACAAAUAUUUCACGCCCAUCGACAGGCAACAAGAGUGCUGGUUGUUCUAUAAUCUGCCUUUGGUUUUCCUCUACCAACCCAAAUGUCUCAUUCUUAUUUAUGGUGAUGUUUCUGUUGUUUGUACUGUAAGGCGUUGUUGUCCUAUUAGUUUAGGAAUUUUGUUGGUAGAAGUGAAUAGAGGGCUCUGCAUAAUGCACCGUUGUUUGUUGGUCUCCCUGGGGUUGAAGGAUGCCACAAAAUUGUUAUAAUGGCUGAGUCACUUUACAAAAUCAAGUUAAAACUUGUUUUUGUGUUUUUGUAGAAUGUAAAUUUACUAAUUAACUAGUAACUACUGAAUUGUGGAAUUGGAUUGAUUUCAUGCACGUCAGAUUCAAAAUUAAUUGAUAAA
Messenger RNA from Cicer arietinum (chickpea), 2904 nucleotides. The record is from RefSeq and is a predicted model, not a curated record. Lineage: Eukaryota; Viridiplantae; Streptophyta; Magnoliopsida; Fabales; Fabaceae.